Molecule: messenger RNA, 614 nt
Organism: Magnolia sinica
Lineage: Eukaryota; Viridiplantae; Streptophyta; Magnoliopsida; Magnoliales; Magnoliaceae
Product: pathogenesis-related protein 1-like
Exons: 2
Coding region: 30-518 (162 amino acids)
Biological process (GO): defense response; abscisic acid-activated signaling pathway
Cellular component (GO): nucleus; cytoplasm
Molecular function (GO): abscisic acid binding; protein phosphatase inhibitor activity; signaling receptor activity
Source: RefSeq, a predicted model, not a curated record
UUGAUUUUUAGUGUCCACAAAAAAGAAAAAUGGUUAAGGGUGCAAUCAGCCACCAUAUGGUGUCCCCACUCCCACCCGCAAGGCUCUGGAAAGCGAUUGCGAAGGACCCACACAACCUCAUGCCCAAGAUCAUGCCCCAAAUAAUAUCGAGCAUCGUUGUUCUUGAAGGUGAUGGUGGGGUCGGAACGGUCAAACAGGCUAACUUCACUGACGCCAUCAAGGACUUUAGUUAUUGGAAGGAACGUGUGGAUGAGAUUGACGAAGAGAAGACGGUGUGUAAGUACUCUGUGAUUGAAGGCGGGCUAAUCGGUAAGAAAGUGAAGUCGAGCACGUUUAAGCUCCAGUUCGAAGAUGGCGCCAAUGGAGGGAGUGUAUGCAAGCUUGAUGGGGAGUUUGAGGCCAUUGAAGAUGGCCCACCGAUGGAAGAUGAAAGGAUUAAGGAGACAAUCGUAAACAUGGAGGGGAUGUUCAAGGCCGUAGAAGCCUAUCUUGUUGCCAAUCCAGAUGCAUAUGUUUAGCCUUGAGUUCUUGCAAGGGAUGUCGUAGAUGUGCGUCUUUCAUGGUUUUAUUUUCUCCAAUAACUGCCAUAUCUUUGCAGUGUCUUUGCAUGGGAA